This is a messenger RNA of Cucumis melo (muskmelon), 1034 nucleotides long. RefSeq lists its product as uncharacterized. The record is from RefSeq and is a predicted model, not a curated record. NCBI's taxonomy places the organism in Eukaryota, Viridiplantae, Streptophyta, Magnoliopsida, Cucurbitales, Cucurbitaceae. The coding region runs from base 251 to 817 and encodes 188 amino acids. The transcript has 3 exons.
AUAUUUUGUUUACUUUGUAUAGAAGAAAAAUUAGAAAAUUUGUAAAUUGCAAUAAUGAGCAAUUGAAAUCCUUCCACGUGUACAUCUCACAAUCAUGAAAAUUUAGAACCAACAAAAUCUUCUUCUUCUUCUUCUUCUUCUUCUUUUCCUCCUUCUUCCCCCCAUUCUCAAUUCUCCACAAAAACAAAAACAAAAAAAAAAUCUUAAUCCCUUAUUCUACAUCCUUCCCUUUCCGCCAAUUCUCCUCACCAUGUCAUUACCUUCCUCCCAACUCAGUUUUCUCUCCACCGCCUUCUCUUUCUCCUUCUCCCCUCCACGGGCCCACAACCUUCGUCUCCUCUAUUCUUCCAGUGCCGUCGUCUCUUGCAAACUCCCUCCCGCUUCCGAUGAUCCCAAGGGAAAUGAGAAUCGGGUCGCGAAGCUUGCGAUUGUUACUUUAAUGGCUGGGAUUCUGACAUUGGGAUCGGUUCAUGAUGCUUCCGCCGCCAAGACUGGCGGCCGAGUCGGCGGUCAGGCCUUCCGUUCGGCGGCUCCUCGGCCGUCGUCCCCGAGAAUCAACAAUAAUUCUAGGACAAAUAUAUACAUAAAUCCAAGAGUAGCACCUCCAUUAGUAGGUGGCUAUGGGUUUGGAUAUGGUGUGCCAUACUAUGGUGGAUGGGGAUGGUCACCAUUUUCAUUCUUUGCACCUUCCCCAACAGUUGCUGUUGGCAUUGGAGGAGGUCUUGAUGUUCUUUUCUUCUUCAUUUUGCUUGGUUCUGUUGCAGCUUUUGUGAGAAAAAUCCUUGGAAGAAGGGAAGCAGAUGAUGAUGAUUACUAAUGACAUUCAAGUCCUUGGAUGGAAAUGUUGGGUUCAUACUUUGUAUUCACACUUUUAAACUUUAGCUUUUUAGUGGGAGAGUUUUUCUUUUGUCUUAUUUGUAUUAGAGGAGAUGUUAUGUAAUUAAAAAGCUUAAAUGUAUAAAAUGUAUAGUCAACCUCAGUUAAAAAUACAUGAACUAAAAAAAUAUUAUAACUAUUUAAAUACCUUUUUCUUA